Molecule: messenger RNA, 664 nt
Organism: Baudoinia panamericana UAMH 10762
Lineage: Eukaryota; Fungi; Ascomycota; Dothideomycetes; Mycosphaerellales; Teratosphaeriaceae
Exons: 3
Coding region: 89-430 (113 amino acids)
Source: RefSeq, a predicted model, not a curated record
CACGACGUCAAACGCUCUUCAGCAACUUCCGGAACAAUCAGAGUCUUCGAUAACAGCGUAGAAACGCCAUCGUGAUAUACUCGUCGCAAUGGCAGCGCUUACGGCACGCGAUACGAACGUUCCACCGCCCUCGAAUCCAGCAUCCACUAAGAAACAGAGCGUCGAAGGCGUCGAGAAUGUGCCACAAUCCUCAUCACACAAUGUCCACUCGAAUCCGAAGCUAAAUGUCGAUGACGGCAAGCAAAGCGCAGCGUACAUAAGUCCGAGCGACGCCAUCUUAAGCCCAGCGAGUCAGAAGCUAUCGACAUUCAAGCAGCGACAGAUCAACAAACAGCAGAACGGCAAGAUUCCGACAUCCCGCCUACUGUUCACGAAAAGUCCGAGCAGCUGCUCUGGUGGCUAUGACGACGUCGAAGAGAGUGAACGGUAGUUCUGAAGAUGCGGCUGGAUUGCUUCAGAGCUAGUGUUGAGCAUGGGCUAGGCGUACGGGAAUGGCGUUUUGUGUUCCAAUUGGGCAGGUUGAUGAGACUCUUUCCGAUUAUCAGUGGCAGAUGUGUAGCAAGCAGUCGCAUCGCUCGAAAGAGCUGCGAAUCGUCCUUCGCGCUUUACCCAUACACAUAGAUUCACUCAAUGUCAGCCUCUCGAGUAGUGCCAGUGGGCUGGU